AUGCCCCCGCGGCGGCCGGCCAUUGGCGGGAACGACGACCCCACCGCCAGGUUCGAGAAGGUGGAGCUCUCCGACAGCGACUUCGUGGUGCAGAGCCCCUACAACGUGCCGAAGAGCCAGCGGUUCCAGUACCGGAACGGUGUCCGGACAUUCUGGGUGUACCGGAACGACAAGCCCUUCAACACUGCCACCCACACCAACCCCCGCUCCGAAGUGAUGAUCCGAGUAAACUAG
Molecule: messenger RNA, 234 nt
Organism: Miscanthus lutarioriparius
Lineage: Eukaryota; Viridiplantae; Streptophyta; Magnoliopsida; Poales; Poaceae
Source: the annotation of a GenBank genome assembly